AUGGUGCCUCCAACAAAGAGUUUGAGUCCUCAAAAACUUGCUGCACUGCUGCUUCUUUUCUGUCUCACAAUUUCAUCUUCAGUUCAUGCCAUCACAUAUUCUACCAAGUUAGAGCAACCACAAGUUUCUCAGCAACCAUACACUGAAGUCAAGUGUGGAUCAUGCCCUUGUGGAAGUCCCUGCGACGAGCAACUUCUGUCACCUCCUCCUCCUCCACCUCCUUCCCCGCCACCACUACCACUACCAGAGAUUUCCUCCCCAGAAAUUUGUGAUGAAUCACCACCGCCGCCACCACCCCCGCGACUGCGACCACCACCAUCACGACCUCCACCGACUCCACCGCCGCCGCCAAGAUUCAUAUAUGUAAUCGCUCCACCGGGUGAUGCAUAUGCAUACUAUUACUCUGCUGCUCAAAACAGAGUUGUGGGGUUGCUGGUUUUGGCUGGUCUGGGAGCACUAUCCGUCACCGUUUUAUUUGCUUGA
Messenger RNA from Vigna radiata var. radiata (mung bean), 483 nucleotides. RefSeq names its product sulfated surface glycoprotein 185. The coding region runs from base 1 to 483 and encodes 160 amino acids. NCBI's taxonomy places the organism in Eukaryota, Viridiplantae, Streptophyta, Magnoliopsida, Fabales, Fabaceae. The record is from RefSeq and is a predicted model, not a curated record. The transcript has a single exon.